UGCGCAUGCGCUGCGCAUACUCUGCUUUCUACGAAGUUUCUGGGGCGCAACGCAAAAUAUUGAUUACAUUUUGAGCAAUCUGAGACUCCCCCUAGCUGCUGAGAGAGUGAUCUGCUGUGAAGAUGUCUGUGUCCUCGCUCUACCUCAAACAAGACAACAUGGUGCGCUUCAAGAGGAGAAAAGCACGUUUCUCCUUCAGUGAAGUGCACAUCCUGCUGGACGAAGUGCGGAAGAACCGACACAUUGUUGUGGGUAAGUUUAACGCCGGCAUUCCCUCUGACGUGAAGCGCAGGAAAUGGGCCGAGAUCACAGCACGUGUGAAUGAGAUCGGAGAGUGCGACAGAGAAAUAAUGGAGGUCAUCAAGAAAUGGUCUGACCUUAAAUGUGACACGAAGCGCAAACUUGCUGCCCAGCAGACAGGUACGAUGGUGUCUCAGCGACUGGCACGGUCCAAUAUUGAACUGUCCCCCAUGGAAGUCAUUGUGGAGUCCAUCCUGGAACUGGACAAGAAACCGUGGGAAGCGACACAGCGGUCCAGAUCUCGCAGUCACGAUGAUCAGGAGCCCGUGUGUGAGGAUGAGGAAGAGGAGGAUGGUGGUUUUGUGGGAAUGGGGUCCGUCAACAGUUCUCCAGGCAGAGGAAUGGAGGUGGGAGGAAUGCCUGCUACUACAAGCGGAGCCGGGGGUCCAAGCGAGAUGCAGUUUGAUGGUGCUAAACCUGGAGAUCGCGAAUCCCACAUUGACUCAGACGAAGACAACCGUGACCUCUUCCCAUCAUCCUCUAUGGCGUCUGUCAGUAACUCUUACUCCGAGGAGGAUGGAGGAGCAUCCCGAGGCAGUGCAGGUCAUGUCUCCUCCACAGCCACCGCUUCUACUAAAAGACCCUCAUCGUUCCCUGGCGUGGAGCCAGACAGUUCCCGUGAGCAGCUAGCGCACAACGCUAACCUUAGCGUGCAGGAGCAGCAUGCCACUAAUGCUCUUCUGUCCACAGUCUCGCGCUCCCUGGAGCUUCUUGCAGAGUCCAUGCAUCAGCUCACGGAGACCCAGCAGGAGUUUGCGCGUGAAUCUCUACAGCUACAGAGGGAUACUGUUCGGGUUUUGCAGGAGUUUGCCUCAGGAGCGAUAACAAUACUACAAGAGAAAGUCAACGGCAAACCUGCGUUGUGAUGUAAGAUUUGUUUAUGACAAACAAACGAAGACCAACAAGCUUCACAGAUUGUGACCCGUUGUUGAAACUGCAUAUAGAUGACCAAUAUUGUGUGAUUUGUGUGAAAAGUCCAAAUACUGAGAUUCUGUGCGAGGACAAAAGCGCUUUUGUAAGUUUUCAAAACUAUGAAGACACUCUUUUUACCUACUCCUGGUUUAUUAAUAGAACACGAAAUAGUGUUUUUGUUUAUAGUGGAGUGCACAAAUAUAGUGUGAGCACUCCAAAAUUGUUAGUUGAAUCUGUUCAAAGGGAUUUUGGUGGUGAUAUGGUCUUCCUAAGCAUAAUACCUUUUUUCCCUCCUUAUUCACAAUGUUCUCACAUAGUAAGCAUUAAGAGUUAACAAAAUUUAGACUCAGAGGGCCAAUUUAAAACAAAUUGUAUAUUUAGGAGUGACAUUGACAUUGUAAUUGUGGCUAAUUUAAUCAUCUGAAUGCUGCUUGAAGAAGUGUUUUUUUCCUCGAUCACAUAUUUAUGUUUAUUACCAGCCUUUGAUUGACACUUCAGUGAAAUCAUGUGAUUUUAAUAAAGGGGCAGUUCACCCUAAAAUAAAAAUUACCGCACCGUUUACUCACAAUCAGGGUCGCCUGGUGAUUUCCAAAAAUCUACUUAUUAUUAUUAGGCCAUAAGAAUUACCAUAUUUUAUCCAUAACCAACUGAAGAGAAAAAGACAGUCAUUUAUAGUUACUAUAGUAGCUUAUUUACUUGUUCUAUUGGAUUGCGACCCCUGGGGUAAAUACAUUAUAUUAAAGACAGCAAUAGCGUCAGAUGCAGCAGAUUGAUUUUAUAACACCAGGUUAAACUUUCUGGCCCAUUUACAGCACUGACUUAAAUAAAAAAAAUUAAACAAAGAAUAGACUUUGGUCUAUUGGUGUGUGUGUGUGUGCGCGCCAUUACAUGCAAGUUUUCUGUAUUUAUAACCACCUCAGAGGAUAUUGGGGGUCGCGAGUCACUGGCAUUGUAAUUUUAGGGGUCGUGUGCUGAAAAGUUUGGGAACCCCUGAUCUAAACUACACAGUGUAAAAACGGUUUGAGGCAUGCAAAUUAAAUCUAUCAUAUUUUAUCUAAAAGGACAUUUUUUCCUUAGAAACUUUUCUGUUUUGCUUUGAACAUGAAGUGGGGCAAAUGGACAUCUCCAGGAACUAAAUCUGACUGUUGAAACGGUCAAUGCCGUCUUUUAGUCGCUAGAGGGCAGUGUGUGUGUGUUUUCAUUUACUCAAUAACUGUAGUGCUCAAACGAUUAUUUUACUGCAUGGGUUUCUUCAAAAUCAUCGUCGUUUUUCCCCUAGCACUAUGAGAUUCAUGUGUGUGAGAGGAUGUUGUCUUCUGAAUUAAAUUGGCUCCUUACCUGAGCUAGAUAAUUCAAUAAAUUAUAUUCAAACAUU
Danio rerio (zebrafish) is the source of this 2587-nucleotide messenger RNA. RefSeq names its product zgc:153990. Lineage: Eukaryota; Metazoa; Chordata; Actinopteri; Cypriniformes; Danionidae. The record is from RefSeq and is marked predicted.